AUGACUAUUCUUUUAGUGAAAGAUUAUGGCCAAAUCCACGAUCCUUUAGCCGCAGCCGAAAUCCUCAAAUUCUGCUCCCUUGGCACCCAUCGUGACAUCGAUUACGCCCGCAAGCUCUUCCGUCAGAUGGGGGAACCUAACUGCUUUUCUUGGAACACAAUUAUCAGAGCUCUAACAGAAUCUGAUGAAAGCAGUGAAACAAAUGAGCCGUUGGAAGCAUUGUUUUUAUUUACUGAAAUGGUCGCUGACGGCACCGUUUCACCUAAUCGAUUUACUUUUCCUUCGGUCUUUAAGGCCUGUGCUAGAACUGGGAAGCUUCUAGAAGGGGAACAGGUUCAUGGGCUAGUGGUGAAAUUUGGGUUUGAAAAAGAUGAGUUUGUUGCUAGCAAUCUUGUCAGAAUGUAUGUUAUGUGCGGAGCCAUGGAAGAAGCUCACAUUUUGCUUAACAAAAUGAUGUUUGAAUUCGAAAAUGUUGACAAAUUAGUUAGGGAUAAGAGGAGAAUCGAGGGACAUAUUGUUUUAUGGAAUGUGAUAAUUGAUGGGUAUGUAAGAACUGGGGAUUUAAGGACUGCUAGGGAAUUGUUUGAUAAAAUGUCUCUAAGAAGCGUAAUUUCAUGGAAUGUGAUGAUCUCUGGAUACGCCCAAAAUGGGUAUUUUAAGGAAGCAAUUGAAAUGUUUCGUUUGAUGCAAAUUGGAGAAGUGAGGCCUAAUUAUGUGACUUUGGUGAGUGUUCUUCCUGCCAUUUCAAGACUCGGGGCACUUGAGUUAGGGAAAUGGGUGCAUUUGUAUGCUGAAAAGAAUGAGAUUGAGAUUGAUGAUGUGCUUGGGUCUGCUUUGAUCGAUAUGUAUUCUAAGUGUGGGAGUAUUGAUAAGGCCGUUCAGGUCUUUGAGAGGAUAAGUAAACCAAAUACAAUUACUUGGAGCGCGAUGAUUGGGGGGCUUGCAAUGCAUGGUAGAGCAAAGGGUGCUCUUGAUUAUCUUUCAAGGAUGGAACACGAAGGCGUAACUCCUAGUGAUGUGUAUAUUGGUGUCUUGAGUGCUUGUAGCCAUGCAGGGUUAGUGGAAGAGGGGCGUUUUUUCAAUCACAUGGUUAAUGUGGUCGGCUUUGAACCCAGGCUUGAACAUUAUGGGUGUAUGGUUGAUCUAUUAGGCCGCGCUGGGCUAUUGAAAGAGGCCGAAGAGUUUAUAUUGAACAUGCCAAUAGAACCAGAUGAUGUGAUUUGGAAGGCCUUGUUAGGUGCUUGUAAGAUGCACAGGAACAUUGUGAUGGGUGACCGCGUGGCCGGGAUUUUGAUGGAUAUGGCUCCUCGUGACAGUGGAGCUUAUGUGGCAUUGUCAAAUAUAUAUGCUUCUUCCAGAGAUUGGGAGUCAGUUGCAAGGGUGAGGUUAAAAAUGAAGGAGAUGGAUGUAAGGAAAGACCCUGGAUGCAGUUUUAUUGAGCUUGAUGGAGUUGUCCAUGAGUUUCUUGUGGAAGAUGAUUCCCACCCCAGAGCCAAAGAGAUUCAUUCAAUGUUGGAGGAAAUCGCUGAGCAAAUGAGGUUGGCAGGAUAUAAGCCAGCUACCAGUCCAGUUUUGCUUAACAUUGAUGAGGAAGAAAAAGAGAGCACAUUAUACUAUCAUAGUGAAAGGAUUGCAAUUGCAUUUGGCUUGAUCAGUACAAGUCCUGGAGCCACACUUCGUAUAGUCAAGAACCUCCGUGUAUGUGAAGACUGCCACUCUUCAAUCAAACUAAUUUCAAAGAUUUAUAAACGUAAAAUAAUUGUUAGGGAUCGGAAGCGCUUUCACCAUUUCGAGAAUGGUUCGUGUUCUUGCAUGGACUACUGGUAACAUCUAACCCCCCCUUUUUUGCAAUUUACUUGGUAAAGCAUACCAAUUACUUCUUCGUAUUAGGUAUUUUUUGGCAUUAAUCGAUUGCCUCUUGUAUCUAUGAUGGAACAAAAUUUUUGAACAAGUAUAAAUGAGGUAGUAAAUCCAAUGACAGCAAAAUUAUUGAAGAACAUCUGAGAGGUUACAUGAAUAUGAUGAUUAUUGGAGAAGCAAAACUCUACCAUAGAUUAUGUUCUUCCUUCUUAUCUUACUAACAAGAUUUCCUAUUCUAAGGUUAACAAGUCUAAGCUAUCAGGUGGAUUCAACUUCAACAAUGCUGUCAGACAAAAUAAUGGUUCUCAUAUAUUUUUCAAAGGAAAUCAGUUUGCCAAUCAGCUAACUGGUAAGGUCAUCUAUCAAUUCUGUGACAAAGCUGGUUAUUCAACAAAAACCUGCUUCAGGAUUAAGCCUAAAUAGUCUUUUACUCAACCAUGAGCACAUCAUGCAUCCAGACACUAAACAGAACUAUUCCUAGCUCAACCAUCAUGCAGACUAGGUGACAUUGAGGUAGACACAGGUGCAGGGGAACCCUUAGCUCCAAAUAUACUAAUUCAAUGAACUAAGAUCCUUAAUGGAGAAUUGUGAAGACAGAGCUUGAA
Messenger RNA from Theobroma umbraticum, 2465 nucleotides. RefSeq names its product pentatricopeptide repeat-containing protein At5g48910-like. Gene Ontology annotation, molecular function: zinc ion binding; RNA binding; protein binding. NCBI's taxonomy places the organism in Eukaryota, Viridiplantae, Streptophyta, Magnoliopsida, Malvales, Malvaceae. The record is from RefSeq and is a predicted model, not a curated record. Gene Ontology annotation, biological process: RNA modification.